Messenger RNA from Perca flavescens (yellow perch), 1433 nucleotides. RefSeq names its product family with sequence similarity 180 member A (gene fam180a). The transcript is spliced from 4 exons. The coding region runs from base 248 to 745 and encodes 165 amino acids. Lineage: Eukaryota; Metazoa; Chordata; Actinopteri; Perciformes; Percidae. The record is from RefSeq and is a predicted model, not a curated record.
GCCAACCGGAGUAAAGAACACACGCUAAAAAAAAAAGGGAGAAAGAGGAUGGAUGGAGGGAGGUGGCAACAGAAGAAAUAAAUGCAGUGAAUAAAGGAAUGAGCCUGCACAUCGGUCGGAGAAUUUUCAUCCACCAUUGUGAUGUUUAUCCCCUGAGAGAGACAGAGCGAGAGGGGAAAAAGAGUGUGCGUUCAGGUGUGUGUGUGUGUGUGUGUGUGUGUGUGUAGAUCUGUUAGUGAGGAUCAACAUGACACAGUGGUGGGCUCUGCUCAUCAUUGUUUACCUGUCCAUGUACCUGGCAGCCACUCAGCAUCACAGGAAAGCUCUGUAUCCAUCUGCAUACAGGAUAAAGCGUGGGGCAUAUUCGCUGAUCAACCCCACGUUCCAGGAUUCGUCAGAGGACGUCAACCUGCUUUUUGAGAUCCUGCUAGCUGGAAUGGAGAUCCAAGGUGGGGAAAUGCUGAUCCCCGAUGAAGAGCUGGCCUCCCUGAGGAGCGUGGAGAAGCUGGAGGUUAUCUGUGAGGACGUCCUGCCCAAGAGGCUUUCCGAAAUUCGCCGUCUGAUAGCGGAGCUUGCCCAGCGCCGGCAGCCUCUGAGCUGGCAGGACUUUGAGAGGACGGUGCUGACCCUGGUGUACACCACUCAGACGCUGGCUCGAGUCAGCAGCCCACAGCAGAGAGAGGCGUGGAUGGACGCUGUGAUACAGUUGUUCAAAGCCGUUCAAAAGGACCUCACACCCUCUUAAAGCUUUCUUUCUCCGCAUGUCAGCAUUCAUCCAAUGCCCAAGCUUCUGGCGCUGACUCGGGAGGACUGAUUGAUGAAGUGAAGACUGUCUGGAAUUUCCUUCUAAGACACUCCCUGCACCGCUCUAACGUGGAUGAUGAGUUUUGGGAUGUGUCUGGGUACUACUUGACGGAGCGUAAAGAAGCCGGCGUAUUGAAGAAAGCGCUAGAGCUCAGGCUCUUGUUCCCAGUAUUGACUCUUGACAGUUUCAUUAAGGCAUUCCAACACUUACAGCAUCUUUGCUGCAUGUGUUAUAUGGCAACCCCCAGAACUUCAUAGUUUGGAAAUGCAUUGCUUCUGACAUAAAGUACCCCUUAAUUGUCUCAAGGUUUUAAAAAUGAUUCACUAACUGCAUUGCUUCUUUUUAUCUCCAUCUCCUCCUUUGUGAUUGUGGCUGUAGAUUUAAUAAGAAAUCUAUAAGAAAAGUAUCAGUAUACUUCAUGAAACAAUGAGUCUAAUAUUUUAUCCAUUUAGUGUAUUAUACCUAAAUGUCAUGCAUAACCCACAGCAGCAUUAUGCAUGUUGAGAGAGCAGCACCAAGUGGCUGCAGACAGAACUGCAUUUCCUUGUCUGAAACUUCAUGUUCUUAAAGUGCCCAUAUUAUGAAAAAAACACUUUUUCUGGGAUUUGGGAUGUUGUUUUGUGUCUCU